This is a messenger RNA of Cladocopium goreaui, 639 nucleotides long. The record is from the annotation of a GenBank genome assembly. Lineage: Eukaryota; Dinophyceae; Suessiales; Symbiodiniaceae.
AUGCUUCUGCACGAGCAAUGUCGGCCAGUGACAUUAGAUGCUGACAAGGAGCUUCUAUCCAAAGGUGCUUUUCUCGUUUCACGAGAAGGUGUGAGCCAUGAUGAGCUGUGGUGGUCAUUAGACUUUCUCUAUGACAAAUUCAAGGCACAUGGUGCUGAAAAAAGGACACUCUACAAGUGGGUGCAGUUCUUGAAGCAAAAAGCGGAAUUUACUGAGUUUUGCAAUGAAGAAUUCUUUUGCCAGACGAAGCAAGUCAGUCUCCCGCAGAAUGCUUUGCGUGAGAACGUGGCUACAACAGCAGCCAUUUUGGCAUUUUUAUUUUUCUCACUGAAGGAAUCCAGAACGCCCAAGACCGUGCAACUGAUCAAAGAUUGGAUUGCUCCGCUUUGUGGCCGAGUGUGCUCUACGUUGUCAUGUUCUGUGAGCAUUGACAUUGAAGAUAUGCCUGCAUUGGUGCUUUCUCCUGCGGGUUUGAUCAAAGGGAUCGAGAACACAUUGACAUCCAGACACCGAACUUGCUUCCUGGCAUGGCAGAAAGAAUGGCAGUCAAUGUGUGCCGCCGGCGUUUUGAAUGAUGAAUUGGUGGGCGAGGCAGAUUCUGCGGUAUCAUUGCAGGAGCUGGUCCUCUUUGCUUUUUAA